Molecule: messenger RNA, 3049 nt
Organism: Physcomitrium patens
Lineage: Eukaryota; Viridiplantae; Streptophyta; Bryopsida; Funariales; Funariaceae
Biological process (GO): protein phosphorylation
Molecular function (GO): ATP binding; receptor serine/threonine kinase binding; protein kinase activity
Source: RefSeq, a predicted model, not a curated record
GGUGCCCUCUUCUGAUGGAGAACUUUUGCUUUGCAGGGACUGUCGGGAGCAGUUCAAUUGCGAUUUGCAACAAUAUUGGUGAAGUUGUAAUGUUGCCAUUUGACGUCUGGUAGUGGUUUGUUGGAAGAGGACGUCGGAAAUCGGCGUUCAUCAGUUAGGGUGUGAAUUGUUCGGACAAUUCCGGGAGCUAGACAGCGGUGUUGUCAGCGGCAGUGGCGAAUGAAAUGGCACGCCAGAAGUUCGCGUUGCUCGGAAUCGCUAUUGUUCUUUCUCUCCACGUCUUCAGCAAUUUUCUGGAACAAGUAGAAGCGCAAGACAAUAUAUUGUUGCCGGCAGCUGAACAAUGGGCGCUGAGGAAUCUUUUCGUCGCAUGGAAGAACACCGAAGAUUUGAACAGUAGCCUGCCUGGAUGGACGGAUUUUAAUCCGGACUCAUUGCCUAACCGUGAUACUCCCCCGCCCAUAGACGGUUUAUCGACUUAUGAUCCCUGCUAUUUUAAUUCUUGGCGAGGUGUCCGCUGUUACAUUACAUUAAGGGAUACGACACCAGAGCAGAAGAAUGAUAAAGGAGGAAGAAUUUGGGAUGCAAAUGUCGUCACCAUCAUAGUCAGUGACGAAUCGAUCAUAGGCAAUUUGCCUGAAGGAAUCUGGAACUUCACGAGUCUUUCAUCCUUAACCUUGACAGGAAAUCCUGAGCUGAAAGGCGUUCUUCCCCCUUUCACCGGUAGUAGCCUACUCUGGACUCUAAAAAACCUAGAUCUUCAUGGAAAUGGACUUCAUGGAUCCAUACCUAGUACGUACGGGGAUAUGCUGAGUGGGCUCGAAGACCUAGAUUUAAGCAACAACCGUCUGAACGGGGCACUCCCAGAAAACCUUGGUAAACUCGAAAAAUUGUGGACUUUGAAGCUGUCGCACAACCAGUUUUCUGGAAGCAUACCAAGAAUGAUUUUCCGAAAUUUGAGCCGUCUAGUCACAAUGGAUCUAUCACACAACACGUUCAGCGGGAAACUUCCUAAUUUGACCUCCGUGGCCUCUCUCAACAGACUGAAUAUGAGCUUUAAUGCAUUUAAUGGCUCUGUGGACCUCCUUGUUAAUAAAACGAACUUGGAUGAUUUGGACCUCUCCAACAACUAUUUCACAGGCUCGAUGCCAAAUUUGAGCAGCUGGUCAAAUCUUCAAUCUCUAAAUUUAAGCAACAACAAGUUUGAUCCACUAGAUAUUUCUGCCUCGCUGCAAAAUGUCAAUGAGAAUCUACUAUCUCUGGGUCUGAGCAAUACCUCGCUGCAUGGCACUCUGAGUACGUCUAUGCUUAAACGCUUCACAAAGCUAAGGACAAUAGAACUAGAUUACAACAACAUCGAUGGAACACUGGACGUUGCGGAUCUUCUUUCCUUCCCACUAAACGGGACCCGCAAUAGUACGCUGCGUAUUAGUUUGAGGAACAAUAGCAUUGACACGGUCAUAUACAAGGAUCUUGUUAGAAAACUUCCGUUGAUUCUUGAGCUACAGGGCAACCCAUAUUGCAGUGGGCAGUGGGCAGACAGUGAUGUUGGCAGGUGUUUUUGUACGCAGUUAUGUUUUGAUUCAAAGGCAGAGGAGGAUAUUGCAAAUGUAAAACGGACGACUAUUUUGAUAGCCUCACUUGUAUGUGGAAUUCUGCUGCUGAUCAUCAUCAGCAUUGGGUCUUUUUUGAUUUGGAAAAACAGAAGGGAUAGCGGAUACCGUCUAGCCCAAGUACAUGAAAAGUUUGCCAAGCAUGAACUGAAGCCUACGUUAUAUUCAUAUGGUGAGCUGCAAAAGGCAACUAAUGAUUUCCAUCCCUAUAUGAAGUUGGGUGAGGGAGCAUUUGGUGCAGUUUACAAGGGAAAGCUCGCAGAUGGAAGUGUGGUGGCUGUGAAGCAACUAACCACAAAUGCACAACAAAAUAUGGAUGACUUUUUGAACGAGGUUGUUGUUCUUACAACUGUGAAACAUCGAAAUUUGGUGAAGCUCAAAGGUUGUUGCCUCCGUGGCGAUCGAAGACUUUUGGUAUACGAGUGUGUGGAAAAUUAUGACCUUGCUGAAACGUUGUUUGACCACAAAGGCAACCAACCUAUAACUUGGCCAAAGCGGUUCAAUAUAUGUUUGGGAGUGGCAAAUGGCCUACAAUAUCUACAUGAAGGAGUGGAACCAAGAAUCAUACAUAGAGAUAUUAAAGCCAACAAUGUUUUACUUGAUAAGAACUUGCAACCCAAAAUUGCAGACUUUGGUUUGGCACUUUUGUUUCCAAAUCAAGAGACCCAUAUUACAAUUGAGCAAAUUGCCGGUACAAAAGGUUAUAUGGCACCAGAGUAUGCUUCUCUUGGCCAAAUAAGUGAAAGAGUAGACGUCUUCAGUUUUGGAGUGUUGGCCUUGGAGGUUGUGAGUGGGAGGAGAAAUAUCAAUUUUGAUGUGCCUUUGGAAAAAACAUACCUCAGUGAAUGGGCAUGGAAACUAAAUGAAGCGGGUAGUCUCCUAGACCUAGUUGAUCCAAGUCUGUCGUUACACGUUGAUGAAGAGGCUGUGGUACUACGGGUGAUAAAUGUUGCAAUGGCAUGCUUGCAAACAGCUGCAGAAAGACGGCCAACAAUGGGCCAAGUGGUGGCAAUGUUACAGGGAGACAUUGAAGUUGGAGGAAUUGUUAGAGAGCGAUAUAAUGAGAAUGUGAAUAGAUCCUAUCAGAAGCUACUGGGUCUCAACACGUCAGUCACUAGUCUUGUUCCUGUUGAAGAAGAAGAGAGUCAAGUUCUUUAUGGAAGUAGUUCCCAAGGUGGAGGUACUUCUCAUGAGCUUGAGCUCAGUUUAGUGAAAGCUAGAUGAUGGUGUCAUUUUUUUAUGUAGUUGUUGAAAUGUUCAUGUUUUAUUUAUCCACCAAAAUUUUCUUGGAAAAUUUGUGAAGAAAUUUCAAUAAAUAUGUCAAUAUGUAUCUGAUUUGUAUUCUUAUAGAAGAGAAAUUAAGUUUCGGUAGCAGAUUGUACCCUUUUAAACCUUAAAGGAGCAUUCGUCCAUGUUUUGGAUGAUGAAUGAUUUCA